CACUGACUGGCACUGAUAGGUGGCACUGACUGGCACUGAUGGGUGACACUGAAGGGCAGCUCAGAUGGGCACUGAUAUGUGGCAUUGAUGUGCACUGGUAGGCACUGAUAUGUGGCAUUGAUGUGGCACUGAUGGGCACUGGCACGUGGCACUGAUGGGCACUGGCACGUGGCACUGAUGGACACUGACAGGUGGCACUUCUGGGGCCACACGGAUCAUCAGGGCACACCGAUCAUCAGUGCCCUGAUGAUCGCUGUCAACGUGACAGCUGGAGAGGAGAGAAAUGCCGAUAACCGGCAUUUCCCUGUUUACAUGUGAUCAGCUGUGAUUGGA
This is a messenger RNA of Staurois parvus, 333 nucleotides long. The record is from the annotation of a GenBank genome assembly. Lineage: Eukaryota; Metazoa; Chordata; Amphibia; Anura; Ranidae.